Pangasianodon hypophthalmus (striped catfish) is the source of this 4133-nucleotide messenger RNA. It is a transcript of the gene glyr1, whose product is annotated as glyoxylate reductase 1 homolog (Arabidopsis). The coding region runs from base 84 to 1613 and encodes 509 amino acids. The record is from RefSeq and is a predicted model, not a curated record. NCBI's taxonomy places the organism in Eukaryota, Metazoa, Chordata, Actinopteri, Siluriformes, Pangasiidae. The transcript is spliced from 16 exons. Gene Ontology annotation, molecular function: NADP binding; NAD binding; oxidoreductase activity, acting on the CH-OH group of donors, NAD or NADP as acceptor.
GAGUCACGUGAUCCGUAGGUGGGUGUGUUCUUGUUCCUUUCCCUGCAUUCAGUGCGACGUUUCAGUAAAAUUUUUUUUUUAAGAUGGCGACUGUACAUCUGCGGAUCGGGGAUCUGGUUUGGGGGAAACUCGGACGGUAUCCACCGUGGCCAGGAAAGAUUGUCAGUCCUCCAAAGGACUUGAAGAAGCCAAGAGGCAAAAAAUGCUUCUUUGUAAAAUUCUUCGGCACUGAAGAUCAUGCCUGGAUAAAGGUUGAACAGCUGAAGCCGUACCACCCCCACAAGGAAGAGAUGAUCAAGAUCAACAAAGGCAAGCGCUUCCAGCAGGCCGUUGAUGCUGUCGAGGAGUACCUGAAGAAGGCCAAGGGAAAAGAGCAAGCACACGGCUCGGACGACAAAAACAAAUCUGAGAAGGGGCGGAAAGCCGCCGCGAAACCGAUGAAGAUUAUAGAAGAAGACGAUGAGGAUGCGUUUAAGGGCGGCUCCUCGGACAAGGAGCAAACUGACUCUGACCCAGAACCGUCCUCUGUGCAGCGGCUGGUGGCUGGAACAGUUGCAGGAUUCAAAUGGGAGAGCAGUCCGGUAAAGGAUGACCCACAUUUCCAUCACUUUCUGCUCAGCCAGUCUGAGAAGCCAGCCUCUUCGAUGGAGCCUAUAAGCAAACGGUUGAAGAUUAUUGAAGAGGACACCGGCUCUACAUCCAUUCAGGCUGCAGACAGCACGGCUCUCAACGGCAGCAUCACGCCCACAGACAAAAGGAUAGGCUUCCUCGGACUCGGAUUGAUGGGCAGUGGAAUUGUCUCGAACCUGCUGAAGAUGGGCCACGUUGUGACUGUGUGGAAUCGCACGGCAGAAAAAUGCGACUUGUUCAUCCAGGAAGGUGCCAGGUUAGGACGAACGCCAGCCGAGGUCGUGUCCAUGUGCGACAUCACUUUCUCCUGCGUAUCAGACCCCAAAGCUGCCAGAGAUCUGGUUUUGGGUCCCAGCGGUGUGUUACAGGGAAUCAGACCCGGAAAGUGUUAUGUGGAGAUGUCCACUGUUGAUCCCGAGACCAUUACAGAGCUCUCGCAGGUGAUCACGUCCAGAGGAGGCCGGUUCCUGGAAGCUCCGGUUUCAGGCAGUCAGCAGCUUUCCAAUGACGGGAUGUUGGUCAUCGUCGCAGCGGGAGAUCGGACUGUUUACGAAGACUGCAGCAGCUGCUUCCAGGCUAUGGGCAAAACCUCCUUCUUUUUAGGAGAAGCAGGCAACGCGGCGAGGAUGAUGCUGAUCCUCAACAUGGUGCAGGGCAGUUUCAUGGCCACCAUCGCAGAGGGGCUGACCCUCGCUCAGGCCACUGGCCAAUCACAGCAGACCUUCCUGGACAUUCUGUGUCAGGGGCAGAUGGCCAGCACGUUCGUGGACCAGAAAUGUCAAAAUAUUUUGCAGGGCAACUUCAAACCAGAUUAUUACCUAAAACACAUUCAGAAAGAUUUAAGAUUAGCUAUUUCGAUGGGAGACUCUGUUAAUCACCCUACACCGAUGGCAGCCGCAGCGAAUGAGGUGUAUAAGAGAGCGAAGGCGCUGGACCAGUCGGACAACGACAUGUCUGCAGUCUACAGAGCUUAUAUUCACUAAUCCCUGAAGAUGUGCUCGGAAUUCUGGACCACAAUCCCCCUCUUUCUCCGUUUUCUUCCUUUCAGUUUGUGUGGUUUCUCCCCCCUUUCCCCCCCGUCACGGCCUCCUCUCGUCCUUUAAGCAUUGCACUGACCGAGUUGUGCUCUCCUCUGCAGGAGGGGUUUUAUUAUGCAGGACGGAGCUUGGAGGUGUGUGUGUGUGUGUGUGUGUGUGUGUGUGUGUGGAUCCGAUUCGGUCCACUGCAGCUGGUUUUAUUUCGGGAUGCACCGAUUUCUCUCAACAGCAAUACAAACAUCAGAGGUCAGAGUAUCAUCCAGUGCUGACUCUUCCUUCACUUAAGAAUCGUAAAAGAUUUUAAAACGGUGUGUACGAGAGGACGUGCUGUUCGCUAGCUAAUGAGAGAACAGUUUGGCAAACAAACAAACAUACAUAUAUAUAAUUUUUCAACGUAUUGAAUUUUCCCCUCAGUGCAAAAAUGGAUCAUCCCAGACAUGCUUGCAUUCAAAAUCUAUUUUUAAUUUUUAAAUCGGCCAUUUUGUCUCACUGAUCAGGAAGUCUGAGUCGUCAGUGAAGAACUAGACGUGGUUGUAGAUUUACAGAAGAAAAAAAAACAGUAGAGAUAAAUAGACUUCCAUGAUUAGCUCAUAGUGGAAAAUUCCCCAGACCUUUUAUUUAAGAUUGAAAACAAUGAUCGUAAAUAGUGCUGCAUUCAACUAAAAGCUGUAAUUUUGUAAUUUUUGACUGUGGACUAAGACUAAUGAAAAGUACGCUCAAAUCCGAUUUCAGCAAGUGACGUCAAAUCAAAAUGGCCGCUCACAACGUCAACAGUAAACACAGCAGCGCUUCUUUACCUUUAAAUGACUUCUACUGAAUAUACACAAGUAUUUAUUUUAGAUCAAUCAACACAGACGUAAUCGCUUGUUAAAUCUACAACACUGACUACACAGUUCACUGUUUUGAGGAGGAAAAUGCUUGCAUCACUCACUGACAUCGCAGUUAGCAUGACUGCACGGAGAUCGGCUAGAUAAUGACGUCAUCGUCGAUCCCUGUGUGUUCAAGUGUUACAGUUUUAACAAGCGAAUGUCGUAUAUGUUUAUUGAUUGGCUCGUGUGUGUAUAUACAGUCUAACUCAUUUAAAGGUGCUGUUUUAACUCUUAAUGCUGUGAGCGGCCAUUUUGAUUUGAUGUCACUUGCUGAACUCGGGGUUGAGGGGACCUUCCUGAGCUCCUGAGUAGGAGUUGAGUUGUUGUUUAAUUCCUAGUCUGAGGUUAGAAGUUACGAGGUACGAGCUUUAGUCGAAGGAAGAAACCGUUACCUGAGGUUGAUAUCGAUUGUGUGUAUUGUGUGGAAUCGGAUCGGUGCAUCCUUCAUUUUAUUUCCCCCACAAUAUAUAUAUAUAUAUAUAUAUAUUUUUUGCGAUAUCCUGCUUUCUUUCCCUCCGUCUAUCUAUCGUCCUCGUCCAGAAUCGCGCAGGCUACAGGAGCAUGAAGACGACGCCACUGCAUUGCCUUAAUAUCCUAACCCUACAUAGAUGUAUUUAUUUAUUUUAAAUCUCUGAGAAUCUCCAGACUAAAGUUUUGGCCAGGCAGUGAGGUUUAGAAAGAAAACGCCUUAGAAAGAAAAUGUGAUGAUUUUUUUUUUUUUUUUUUUUUUUUUUGAGGCUUAUAUUAAUCUCGUCUAAUAGAAUGGUUUCUUUCACAGCUGAUUUUGGAAAAGGUUUUUUUUGUUUUUUUUCCAUGUGUUUUUACAUUUUGCAGAUGUGUAAGCUAAACUGUGGAUAGAUAUGAAGAAAACAUUUAGUUUGAGUUUUAGGUGUUAGGGAAGUGAAGAUUCUUGGAGUCAGAUCUCUGCUUGAGGAGGUUUUUAUUUUUGUUUUGUUUUUUAUGGGCGAGGUCCGGUCACUAAUCGAUUUUUCAUUUGUCUGAGACACUGGUCAUAUGAUUUGAAUCUGGCGACCUGUUUAAGUUUAAUCAUCGUGGAGAUUAAGCACAUCUAUGUUAACAGAAAUGUUUUGUAAUCUUUUAUCCGUAAAUUAUGAUUUCUGUGCUUUUUUUUUUUUGUCUUUGGUUUUUAAAGUCUGAGCAAAUUGACAGCUAAAGUGAGAGAUGAUGGAGGUACAGUAUUGUUUUAAAAAAUGCAAAAAUCAGAUGGCCUUUAUUACUAAAGGGUGUAAUGACAGAGUUUAGCACUCACUUGUCGUAAUAGAACGACCUGCUUUCAGUUUUCACCCUGCUGAACAGAUUUAAUCCGUGUCUUAUCCCUAGUAUCGGCUGUUUUGUUUUCUUUUGUGUUUGUUAAUGGAUUUAGUUCCUGUAAAUGCUCUGUUGAUUUGUGACUUCAACAGUCUUUCUAAUGAUGGUGUAAAAAAAAAAAAAAAAAAGCUGAUUCCACUUUUUUUCUGCAAGGAAGGUGACGGCAAAUUGGAAAAAUAUUUAUAAUUUCUUGUAAAUGUGAAAGUCACGUUUUAUUGUGCAGUCCACUGAAUCCUUCCCUGAAUAAACAAACCAUUGUCCAGUUUAA